AUGCAUACGAUCUGGACGCGGGCGAACGCGCUCUUCACGCUCGCGAUGACCGCCAUGUCCAUCAUGUGCGCGCUGACGACGCUGACCACGUACCUCCACGAGCCGUCGCCGGUCAUCAACACGCUCUCGCUCAACACGGUGCACUCGCUCAAGAAGUACCGCGACCGCACCGAGAAGGCCGUGCUCUCGUUCGACUUGGACGCGGAUCUGCGCUCGGUCUUCAACUGGAACACGAAGCAGCUAUUUGUGUACAUUGUUGCCGAGUAUGCAAGCGCGUCCAACGCCAAGAACGAGGUGGUCAUCUGGGACGCGAUCGUCCCGACCAAGGACGACGCGAUGCUACGCCGGACCGACGAAGGCGUCAAGUAUUUUCUUGCCGACCAGCACGACGAGCUCCGCGGCGCCGACGUGACUCUGAAGCUCAAGUGGGACGUCAUGCCCGUCUGCGGCCGCCUCUUCCAGUACGGCGCCGGCGCCACCGCGUUUAGCAUGCCCACCAAGUACAUUGGCAAGACGACCAAGUAG
Saprolegnia diclina VS20 is the source of this 525-nucleotide messenger RNA. RefSeq lists its product as hypothetical. NCBI's taxonomy places the organism in Eukaryota, Oomycota, Saprolegniomycetes, Saprolegniales, Saprolegniaceae. The transcript has a single exon. The record is from RefSeq and is a predicted model, not a curated record. Gene Ontology annotation, biological process: protein targeting to ER. Gene Ontology annotation, cellular component: membrane; signal peptidase complex. Bases 1 to 525 code for a protein of 174 amino acids.